Penicillium subrubescens is the source of this 1992-nucleotide messenger RNA. Its product is annotated as S53 family peptidase. The record is from RefSeq and is a predicted model, not a curated record. Gene Ontology annotation, biological process: proteolysis. The coding region runs from base 1 to 1992 and encodes 663 amino acids. Lineage: Eukaryota; Fungi; Ascomycota; Eurotiomycetes; Eurotiales; Aspergillaceae. Gene Ontology annotation, molecular function: tripeptidyl-peptidase activity; serine-type endopeptidase activity. The transcript has 8 exons.
AUGUCAGGUGCAAGAGUAAUUUCCUGGAUUUUACUGGCAACUGCGUUCUGCACCGUAGUAAAUGCUCUGCCUCCUACAUAUGUCAUUCAUGAGAAACGUGAUCGGGUCUUGCCAGAAUGGAAAUCACUUGGCCGAUCGAAACCAGACUCUCUGUUGCUCGUCCGAAUUGGACUGAAACAGAACAACUUGCACCGGGCGAAUGAGUAUUUACUAGACGUGUCCCAUCCUCAAUCUCCAAACUAUGGAAAGUACUGGUCGGCAGACCAGGUCAGUGAUACCUUUGCAGCCUCUGACUAUACCAUUGCACAGGUGAAGUCAUGGAUAGUCCAGUCCGGCGUCAGCGAUGCGCGCAUAUCCUUGAAUAAAAAUAAAGGCUGGCUAUCGUUUACGGCCACAGCUAAAGAGGCGGAGGAACUGCUACAAACUCAAUAUUUUCAGUACCAGAAUAUGGAGACCGGUCAGUGGGUCUGUGCCUGUGAACAGUAUCGUGUACCAUAUAACAUCCAGAAUCAUAUUGAUUACGUUGAACCAGGGAUCAGGCUUUCAGCAUUCAGACGGCAAAAGAGGCUGCUUCACAAACGAGACAAUAUUCUGAUCCACGGUGCUUCGGAGCAAAUGCACCUUCCUGACUCAGAUGCCCCUGGUGUGCUCGCAUCUCUGGGCUGUGACAAAUUAAUUACGCCAGACUGCAUUAGAGCUAUCUACAAGAUUCCACUUGCCACCAAGGCUCAUCCUAAAAAUUCUUUGGGUAUGUUUCAGGAAGACAACUACUUCCACGCUGAAGAUCUGGACUUGUUUUUCGAGAAUCAGACGACCAAUAUUCCACUGGGUACUCGGCCUCUAGAGGCCAUGAUUGCUAACACCGAGGGAGAUGGACCAUCAUCGAAAUUUGGUCUUGAGUCAGCUUUGGACCUACAGGUUGUAUAUCCCAUCGUUUAUCCGCAAACAAUCACAAUUUACCAGACGAAUGAUCAUAUGGAUGCUCAAAAUUCAUCUCAGGGUUUUCUCGACGCUUUCCUGAAUGCAAUCGAUGGGUCAUAUUGCACCGACUGUGCUUUGGGGCAAUGUGGUGAUGGCAAAAGAGUGAAUCCUAACUCCCCUGCUGAGCCUGAAAAUCGGGUACUCUGUGGCUUGUACAAACCCGCCAACGUUAUUUCGAUAUCGUAUGGAGGCCCCGAGCAGAACUUCCCAGCUCCAUAUCAGAGGCGGCAGUGCAAUGAGUAUAUGAAGCUCGGUCUCCAAGGGGUAUCGGUCCUGUUGGCCUCAGGUGACCAUGGUGUCGCAGGCCAGGACGGGUGUCUAGGCCCAAGGGAGGACAUAUUCAGCCCAACUUUCCCAGCUAAGUCGGUUUCCACAUCCUAUACCAUGGAUUUACUAGGAUCUGACAUAAGAGCAUUCAGCUGUCCGUACAUAACGGCAGUCGGGGGUACAAAAGUACUUCCAGGACAUAGGCCCUCUGCGCCGGAGACUGCUCUGUACAACAGCGAGGGAAACAACAUUCUAUCAUCUGGUGGUGGUUUCAGCAACGUAUUCCAAGCUCCGUCCUAUCAGCAAGCAGCUAUCUCCAAGUACUUUGCUAGUGCUGAUCCCGAAUAUCCUUUUUAUGGGGGAAAUUGGACAUCCGGAGGAGACUCGGGUCUGUAUAAUCGUCUUGGCCGGGGCUACCCCGAUGUGGCUGCGGUUGCCGAUAAUAUUGCACUUUAUUAUGAGGGUAAAUUUGGCCACACAGGCGGAACCAGUGCGAGUACCCCGAUAUUUGCGGCUAUAAUCAAUCGCAUUGUUGAUGAGCGGCUGGCGAUUGGGAAGGGCCCUAUUGGCUUCCUGAACCCGGUGCUGUAUGGCAAUGAAUGGGUUCUCAAUGAUAUUGUGAACGGAUCAAACCCAGGGUGCGGUACCCAGGGAUUCUCGGCAGCUGUAGGCUGGGAUCCUGUAACAGGCUUAGGGACUCCAGACUACGAAAAGAUGUUGCAGUUGUUCCUUGAGCUUCCGUGA